UGGGACCAUCGAGACGCGGAUAUACACACGGCCAGCAGUGUAGUGGCUGUGACUGUGUGUGACAGUAGUGACUGCAACACAUUCGCGCUCCGCCGUGGACGAACAUCAGCAUCCAACACAGCACGAUAGAAGUAGUAUUAGUACGUUUGCUACUAGCGCUGUGUUAGUAAGCAGCAGUAAGCCACAACGGCGAAACGGCACGUAGUGGUGCCCCAAUACACAGCGGCCCCUUCAUUCGCGAACGGGUAGAAACGCGCCGUCGUCGUCGUCUCCCGACACCUCAUGGUCAUAUUUUACCAACAAAAAUAACAACAAGACAUUAAAAACAUUUAGCGACAUUGAUUAACCAGAGCACAACACAGAGACGAAGGUCAGUUAGUGCCUUUGCUGUUAAGAACGAAGUUGGAGCCGGAAGCGGCAAACAGUGGUGCUCGGGGCUCGGUUUUUUGUUUUUUUUUUUUUGCUGGCUGAGACCCGGUCGGUUGACUUCUCAAGUGUGUAGGAGAUCUGCUUACGGAUCAGUGCGUUUUAUUCUUGGACACGAUACAUCCACAGCGGGUGUUAUCAAGUUUGAGUGCGUGUGUUUUAAGUGCAUGUGUGUGUGUGUGUUUGUGUGUGAUUGUGUGUUUUAAGCUGCAGCUGCUAAUAGGAAGCUAUUACACAUUUUAUCAAAUCCAGUACAGCAGAACGCAUUUGCUGAAGAAUUAAAGACUUAAUUUGCGUACACUAUUUGGAUGCUGUAAGGCGUUAGUGAUCUAGUUUAUUGUAUUGUUUGUCAUCGCAUCAACAAGAUGAUGAUCAGUGAUGUUUUGGUACAAGUAAAAACGUAAUACAUUAGUACAAACAGUAACUAUAACAUUUUGAAGUUUGGACGUGAGCAUAUUGAAGAAGCAUAAACUUUAGAGCUUAAUGGCGGAGUAGGGCGUACUACAAAUCAGCAACAUUUAAUUGAAGCAAUUAUUAUUACCGUGUGCCAUUCCUCUGUGUUGGUGCUGAUUACCCGACCACCUCUGGUCAAGUGUUUCUCUGUGUGUGUGUUUGUGUUGUCCACAGUGCGAGAGUGCAUUCACGUGCCCAGCAGCACGACUGCACUUGACUUCAACGUCGAACGAGGUUCGACAUCGUCGGUUCACGCAGCCCGUCGGUGGGAGUGAACGUUUGACUAAACCACAAACACAUCUUUGGCAGCAAAACAGUACAUCAGCAUCAAAAUACUAUAGCAGCCAUAUACUAUUCACACCACACAACAGCAAUGGCGGGUUAUGUCAACGGUGCAGAUGCAGCAUUUCUACCAAUAGAGGGCAUUCUAGGAGAAAGUGACCUGUUGGAUGAUAUUAUUCACGUAAUCGGUAAAGAUAUACGCGAAGAGAUGCCCCCAGUACCGAACCAGCGACCGUACGUGGAGAUCACGGAGCAGCCGCACCCGAAGGCGCUCCGGUUUCGCUAUGAGUGCGAAGGCCGCUCGGCCGGUUCGAUCCCGGGCGUCAACACCACGGCCGAACACAAAACGUUCCCGAGCAUACAGGUGCACGGGUAUCGGGGUCGGGCAGUGGUCGUUGUGUCCUGCGUCACCAAGGAAGGUCCCGAGCAUAAGCCCCAUCCGCACAAUCUGGUCGGAAAGGAGGGCUGCAAGAAGGGUGUCUGUACGGUGGAGAUCAACAGCACGACGAUGAGCUACACGUUUAACAAUUUGGGCAUUCAGUGCGUCAAGAAGAAGGACGUCGAGGAGGCGCUCCGACUGCGCCAGGAAAUUCGGGUCGAUCCAUUCAGAACUGGAUUCGGUCACGCGAAGGAGCCCGGCUCGAUCGACCUCAACGCUGUCCGACUGUGCUUCCAGGUGUUUCUCGAGGGUCAGCAGCGGGGCCGCUUUACCGAGCCGCUCACGCCGGUCGUGUCGGACAUCAUCUACGACAAGAAGGCAAUGUCGGAUCUGAUCAUCUGCCGGCUGAGUGACUGUACCGCCCCGGUGUCCGGUGGCAAGGAGAUCAUACUGCUGUGCGAGAAGGUGGUAAAGGAGGACAUUAAGGUGCGCUUUUUCGAGAAGAAGGGCAACGCGACGGUGUGGGAGAACUAUGCGGAAUUUUCGCACACUGACGUGCACAAACAGGUGGCGAUCAGCUUCCGGACGCCACCGUACAGAACGAUCGACAUCAGUGAUCCGGUGCGGGUCUUCGUACAGCUGGAACGCCCGUCGGACAACACCUACUCGGAGGCGCGUGACUUCCAGUUCAUCCCGCUAGACACAGGUAGGCGUCGGUUUUCGGCACUGCACCGUGAACUCAUGAAAAAUCCUAGCUCCGACACGCCCGAGAACCAGCUGUUCAAGCGCAUCCUGCUCGAGGGCUCGAACCGGUCCGCCCUGGAGCAGCAGAUGAAGCCGACCAAUGGGUUCGCGCCCCAGCGCCCCGAGCAGGUGGAGGUGAUCGUGCUCGACACACCGAACGUGGAGGACAAACCGUUCGUGGCGGAGACGGUCACGAGCGAUCAGAAAACGACCGAAUGGAUACAACGAAACGAAUUCAACGACGGUGGUUCGGGCUCGGGCGAUGACAAUCAGAUGGUCACCGGUGACACGAACAACAACGUUUUUCAGCCCAAUUCGUUCGAUCUGCCCGAUGGCACGAACAACCAAGUCGAUGAAAAUGCCAACGGAAUGGUCCCUGUUGCUACUGCUGCUGCUGCUACUACUGGCUCUGCUGCCGUUCCGGAUGACGAUCAGACACUGAAGGAACUGUUGGAGCAGGUGGCCGAGCUGGACGAGAUCUACACGGAUCAUCAGCUGCGCCGGGAGAACCUAAUGCUGGAGCAGGAGUUGAAGCAGCUCGAGCAAACCGUCCCCGUCCAGCUCGGCUCGCCCGGUGGCCAACCGAUGGACAUUGACGAGGUGUUUGACGAUGCGGCGACUUACACCAGCCUUCAGCGUGCGUUCAAGAACCCACUCUCGAUCACGCUCGGUCCACCGAUUCCACCACGCCCCGAGCACGCCAAGCUGGACGCGGGCGUGUACGAUGCGGUAGAACCACUGCACGUGCCCACGAUCGACGUGACCUCGCUGAAGCGUGAUUCGCAGGAGCUGGAAAAGCUACCACCGCUGCCACCGAAGCGUGCCAAACCGAGCGUACAGAACAAGGAAAACAACGCGCUCGACGCGAACGACGAGGUGCUGCUGAACACGAUCAUUCGCAAGGGUUCGAUGCGCAGUCUGGCCCCGCGGCCCCAGUCCGAUCAGAUCAUCAUCAUGAAAACUCCCGACAGUCCGCUCAACAAGAAGCUUCCCCCGACGCCACCUACUUCCCCGACGAAGUCGUCCUCGGGUGGCAAUGGGGCGAAUGAUUCUAACACGCUGCCGAAGAAUGACGCCAAGAAGCCGGGCUUCUUCUCGAAGCUUUUCUCGCGCAAGAAGAGCAAAUCCGACCUGACCGCUAGCACCAACACGCUGAACCGCAAAAACACACCGGGUGGUUCGAAGGAACCGAGCCUUUGCGUGGACUUGGAGGGCAAGGAGGGUCAGUCGACGCAUCGUAAGGGUUCGCUGCGUGAUGCUUCUGGGGAGAAGCGCAAAACGGGCAAACCGGUCGCGCGCAGUGUUAGUAGCGUUAGCGCGAGACGACCCGCUUCGGAUGCAAACUGUCCGGACUACAUCUACAUCCCGCUGAAGGGCGAUGGGCCGACGGGUGGCAUGCAGUCGCGCAACGGUGGCAGCGGUACGCACCUGUCCCUCCCGGGCAAUGAUUCGUACGAGCGGGCCAGUACGGCUUCGCUGCCACCGCUCGAUCGUAAAGCGGUCAGUGCGCUGCAGCUGGAUGUGCCGAUACAGGAUGGAAAUCUCGAGCUGGUCGCGAUCGCGGACGCUCGCAGCAUAAAGAAUCUGGUUGAGGGUAACUACGGGGUACAGCUCGACCCGAACGUCGAUCUGACCGAGGCGGAACACUUUGCGCUGUACACGUCGAUCGCACCGAACGCGGCACUGAGCGAGUUUGACGAAACGUCCUGCUACUACGCGCCGGUUGAGCCGAAUCCACUCGCCAGCAGUUCCCAACAGUAUCCACUGAACCAGCAGCAGCAGCAGCAGCAGUUCCAGCAGAGCCAACUAACGCGAAUGGUCACCGAUAGCGAUGUUUGAGAGGAGCUGAACCAUUUUAUUUUUGAUCCCCUUUUAUGCCCGGAGCUACUCCAGAGCAAUGAUUUCUUAUGCAUAUCAUAGAGCAAUUGAAACUCAUCCUGUCCAGGACACAAUGAUACUAAUGUAACGUUUUUCUUUUCUUUUUUGUUUUUGCAUAUUAUUUUGCGGUUUUCGCGGUCCUCCCCACACACACACGCGUGUGCACGCAAACACACAAACCAACUGCUUGUUUCCCAAAACAAAACGCAAAAUCUGAACCUAAACGCAGUCGAUCUCCGAAGAAAGCGGCAGAAGCUGGCGGGUUCGUCGAAUGUGUUUUUGCCGGUAGUAACGGCCCCAUUGCCGGGCCCAUCGCCCCCGAGCAGUCUGGGCAUGCCGGGCAAUAUACCGAACCUGUCGCAGCUGGACGCAACCGGCGGACAGAGUGCGUCGACGAGCGGUUUACCCCGUAAGUUACACCAACAUCUUUCGAAGCUUUGCGGGGUAUUUUUUUUACUGGUUCUGGAUACACCAUUUCCCCAUUACCCGCACAAACACACAUCUUACAUAUUUUCCUUCCGUUGCGUUAGUCUUCUUUCUUGGUGGAGGGUCCGUUGUCUACUUCGUCCAUUCAAACUGUACACAAUCACUAAGCUCCAUAAGCCCAUCCUCACUAUAUAGUUGAUCUCUUUCGACUUCGUUUACCAUUGGGUUUACUCAUUCUCAUACUGUAGUUAUCGUCACUUCGUCCUGCACUAGUCUUCGUGUUUUUGUGAUAUUUAUGUGUCCAAUUUGGUGUCCUCUGUCCUUUUUCUCUCUUGCUGUGUGUAUCUUCAUGUCUGGAGAUGCUUCCGUCCACAAUUCAUCAUUUUGUAGAAUCAAAACACACACAAAAAACAACUGUUGUUUGGCAUUUUUGGGAGCAAAACAUAAAGGGUUAGCCUCCAUUUUAUUGGCUUGUCUUGGACUGGUGGAGAGGUUGUAGUGGAAUUCGAGUUGGGAUGUUGGUGGUUCCUAAUUGUUGUUUGCUCCUUUGGGCUCAUUGGAAGUUGUCGUCGCCGGUGAUGGUAGAAAAUUGGAAUUGAUCGUACCUAAACAAAUAACAAGUAACAAAAAACCAAAAAACUACGGUAAAAAGGGUUAACUAACGAGUGAAAUGACACACAAAAAAAAACAGUAAAUCCGUUACAGCAUAAACUCGUAACAAUUUGAACGAAGCAACAUUGCCAUCUAUUUGUGAAAUUUGUUAGCAGCACGUGCGAGAACGCGCAUGUGCGACCCGGUGCGUAGGACAGUUUUGAAAAUAACGAACCUUUAUACUGUUGCCGACAUUGUCCAGGGGGAGGUUUGGGGGCAUCUAAGGUGUUCAGAUGUUGAAUUUUUGUAUUGGAAUUAAAAAAAAAGGGACUCGUGUCAGAUUUUUUGACAACCAGAUGAAGCGGAACUUGCUCGGUCAGAUGUUUGUAGGAGAGCUUUGGAGAGCGCAGUAGAACGAAAUACCUUUUUUACAAUGUUUUACUUAGCAGGGGGGCGAGAGUUCCUAACACGAGCCCUAUUUUAUUAUAAUUAUAGUGAAUUUUGAUCGGAUGUCAUUUAAAAGCGUUUACAUGUACUUUGACACUUUGACAAAAAAAACAUGGAAGGUAGUAGGUAGGAGCUGGUAGUACUAGUACUUUGCAAAGUGGUUUUGAGUUGUUUUGAGUUGUUUUCUGUUUUUCUGUUUGUUUUUUUUAUUGUUGGUCAUCUCGAACGAAUUUGGUAAACUAUAUACCUAAAUAUAUAGAAUAAAUCUAUUAAAAAUUGGUGACUUAAAGAACUGUAAAACGAAGCAACUAUUGGGCACAUUGGUCUUGCUGAAAAGGAGAAUUUGAGUGCAGUGUUCUACAAUCUCUAUAUAAAAACGUCUUUGUAAUAAUAACUUUAAAAAAGAAACUCAAAAGAAGUAAACUCAAGUCUUGCAGCAAGCGAAAUAUUGAAACCAAAUACAAUAAUACAAACAAACAAAAAACUCCCCUAUACCACUUAUACUAGCAAUUAGGUAACAAAUGUGAGCUCAAUGUUGGCUCCGUAAAUUUGUCGCAGAGCGACUUGAGUUAGUUUUUACUAGUUUAAUACUUACCGAAGAUGAAAGCAGCAGCUAAGCGUGAACAGAAAAAAAUGUGAAUCUUUAUAAAAGAUGUAACAAAUAAAAAGCCGUGGUGUGGAAAAAGUGGAAAAUGAGUUGGAAGGCGUUGAAUUUGUUAAUCGUUGCAGAGAGUGUUUGUAGGUAAAUCGGUAAAUUACAGGCUAGAAGUUACGUUUCGCGUCAUCUUUAGUACAAGUGUAAGAGUAAGUGUGCGUGUGCGUAGGUACGAUUUAAGCGUUAAUAGUGUUCACAUCAGCUAACUGAUUUAGAAUAGCGUGUUUAUGUGUACGUGUGCUUGUUUGAGUGGCUUUGACAGUUUUGUUUUUGGGUUUAUUUUUUACUUCAUCUGUUAGCUUCUCUAAAAAUUUCUAAUCAUACUUUCGUGCAUGGUUUUAUGUUAAUUUUGUCAUUUUUUUAAAAUUGUUUUUGCAUGCUUUUUUGGUGGUGUUACUCUUAGCUAGUUGAAUAUGUAAAUUUGAAUUGUUUCUUAAUUCUUUACAUGUUUUCUAAUUUUCCAGGCGGUAUUUAUACCUACCACAAUGCAAGUGCUUUUCAACAGAUGCCAAAA
Messenger RNA from Anopheles gambiae (African malaria mosquito), 6795 nucleotides. RefSeq names its product embryonic polarity protein dorsal (gene dl). Gene Ontology annotation, cellular component: cytoplasm. Gene Ontology annotation, molecular function: DNA-binding transcription factor activity; DNA binding. The record is from RefSeq and is a predicted model, not a curated record. Gene Ontology annotation, biological process: canonical NF-kappaB signal transduction; regulation of DNA-templated transcription; response to cytokine. The transcript is spliced from 7 exons. Lineage: Eukaryota; Metazoa; Arthropoda; Insecta; Diptera; Culicidae. The coding region runs from base 1253 to 4123 and encodes 956 amino acids.